CCGUGGCAGCGGCGGGAGCCGGCGGAGGCGGGACGCGGGAGCGGCGGCUGGAGACCGGGCCGGGGCCCGGGGUCGUUAGCGGGGCCAUGGCCGAGCUGCACCUCAUCGGGCAGAUCGUGGGAGCCAGCGGGUUCCCCAGCACCCGCCUCUUCUGCAAGUGGGGAAUCCACACAGGUGGCGCCUGGAAGCUGCUCUCCGGCCUGCGGGAGGGGCAGACGCAGGUGGAUCACCCCCAGCUGGGCGAUGUGGCCUACUGGUCCCACCCCAUCGACGUGCACUUUGCCACCAAGGGGCUGCAGGGCUGGCCCAAGCUGCACGUGCAGGUCUGGCACCAGGACUCCUUCGGGCGCAGGGAGCUCUACGGCUACGGCUUCUGCCACGUGCCGUGCAGCCCGGGCUGGCACGCGCUGGCCUGCGUCACCUGGCAGCCCCUGGGCUCCUGGCAGGAACGGCUCUCCCAGCUCUUUGUGGGCGGGGGGCCCCAGCUGCUGAACAGUGACCUGAUCUACACGGGGGCCGACCGGUACCGCCUGCAGACCAGCGCCGCGGGCACCGUGCACCUGGAGCUGGGCGUGCUGCUGCGCCACUUCGCCCGCUACGGGGUGGAGUGCUAGGGAGUGGGCAGGCCCCCACCGCGGGCCGGGCGCUGUACGGACCCCCCGCCGUGGGGCGGGCUCUAGGGAGCGGGCAGACCCCCCACCACAGGCUGGGCGUUGUAUGGACCCCCCCGCUGUGGGGCAGGGCUCUAGGGAUCGGGCAGACCCCCUGCUGUGGGCCGGGCGCUGUACGGACCCCUCGCCCCCCUUGGGCUGGGCGCUGUACGGACCCCCCGUCGUGGGGCAGGCUCUAGGGAGCGGGCAGACCCCCCACCACAGGCUGGGCGCUGUACGGACCCCCUGCCGUGGGGCAGGCUCUAGGGAGCGGGCACACCCCCCCCCGCCGCAGGCUAGGCGCUGUACGGACCCCCUGCCGCGGGGUGGAGUGCUAGGGAGUAGGAGGCCCCCCAUCGUGGGUUGGAUGCUGUACGGACACCCACUGCAGGGCGGGGCUCUAGGGAGCAGGCAGACCCCCGCCGUGGGCCGGGCGCUGUACGGGCCCCCCCACCACGGGGUGGGGUUCGAGGGCUCUGCACAGAUCCUGCCCCUGCUGUGGGUUGUGGCUCUGGGGCAGCCCUUGGAUCCGGGGGGGUCACCGCAAAGCCUCCCCCCCCCCCGAUUUGGUGCCCCCCGACCCUUUCACAGGGUGGACAUUUCAGUUGCUUCAUGUGGCUCUUUUGGAAGAACCGGGGCUGG
Malaclemys terrapin pileata is the source of this 1292-nucleotide messenger RNA. It is a transcript of the gene B9D2, whose product is annotated as B9 domain containing 2. Gene Ontology annotation, biological process: cilium assembly. NCBI's taxonomy places the organism in Eukaryota, Metazoa, Chordata, Testudines, Emydidae. The coding region runs from base 87 to 614 and encodes 175 amino acids. Gene Ontology annotation, cellular component: MKS complex. The record is from RefSeq and is a predicted model, not a curated record. The transcript is spliced from 4 exons.